GCUGACGUGCUGACGCCAUUCAAUAUGGCGGCAGUAGAUAACGUCGCGACGUCGUCAUAAAUACAUUGUCUUUCAAAUUAUUUGUAGUGCGUCACUAAAUUUAUUUUGUUUUGUGCUUAUUUCCUCAAAUUCAGUUAAUUCCCGCUGUUUAUAAUGAGUUCUGCUGCAUCUACCCCUUUGUUCGCUUGUUCUCGCUGUUUCUCGAGACAUCCUUUCGAAGAACUGUCUCCAGGAGAACAGCUCUGCAAGGAAUGUCGCGGAUCUUUUCCUGUCGUCAAGUGUACGUAUUGCCGGUCGGAGUUUCAACAAACAAGCAAAUCAAACACUUCUUCAAUAUGCAAGAAAUGUGAAGCUAAUGUCAAGGCCUAUGGGAAACCCUCAGCAUGUGAAUACUGCAACACCAUUGCUGCCUUCAUUGGUAAUAAAUGUCAGCGGUGUGCAAACUCCGAACGCAAGUAUGGCCCAGCAGUCACUUGUGAGCAAUGCAAGCAACGCUGCGCCUUUGACCGCCAUGAUGAUAGCAAAAAGGUUGAUGGCAAGCUGUUGUGUUGGCUGUGCACCCAGUCUCUCAAGCGGGCACUGGCGCGGACCAAACAGCAUAUCUCUUCUGUGGACAAGCACAAGCAUAGGGGACACAAAUCAAAAAGCAGCCACAAGGAGAAACGUAAAUCAGACAUGAUGAAAUCGAUCAACACCUCCGACUCGUCGCUGAACGACUCGCAACCGCUGGAGAAGAAGUCCAAGAUGAACCCCAUGCAAGGUAACCGAGGUGAAGUGGACCCGAACAGUUCCGACCACGUAGUGGCCAUGACGCAGCUCAAAGAAACGAUCGCCAGCUUGCAGAAGAAAGUCCAGCAGAAGGAUAACGAGCUACUGGCUAAGGAUAAACUGAUAACCGAGCUAAAGGCGCAGCACCACAACAAUACAACCGACAUCCGAAAUGAGAUGAAAAACAAGGAGCGCCUCAACGAGACCAAGUUCAACCUCAUGAACACCAAGAUCCAGAACCUGCUGAAGGAGGUGGCCACCCUCAGCAAGUCCGCCAAGAAGAACAACAAGAACGCCAAGACCGCGCUCAACACCGAGAACAGCGGCAGCGGCACGGACAGCCCCAGCACCAAUUAGGACAAUUCCCAAUUAUUGGGACCUAUUCUAAAUUUGUUGCAGGUAAAUAUUCAAAUCAGUUUCUAAUCAAUGUCAAAGAGAAUUAAGGAGACCAAGACUCUCACUCCAUACAACGGUUUUGUUACUUUUGUAGUCUACAUCUAGCGUCAAGUUCCAGAACUCUCGGUACUGCUACUCGACCAUAGAUGUCGUGGUAAACAAAAAGUCUAAUGCUCAAAGAUUUUCAGCUAAUAUUAUAACCAAAGUAAGCGUAGGAGUUAAAAAUUGCGUUCUGGUUACUCUAGUUACAAUAUUAGCGGAAAUUCGUUGAGCAUAAGACUUUGUUCGCCGCGACAUCUAUUGUCGAGUAGCAGUACUGAGAGUUCCGCUACUUGACGCUAGAUGUAGACUACGAAAAUAAUAGUAUUUUUGGUAACAAAACCGUUGUAUGGAGUGAGCACUCUUGGUCUUCAUAAUUCUCUUUGUCAAUGUUAAAGUUACGCUAAGCAGGAAGAAUUUCGUACAUUGCUCUAUCGCAAGCGUAUAAUUAUAUUGCCGUCCUGCCUACGUGCCACUGCGUGCGAGACAGCAAUAUAUUUAUGCGCGUGCGAUAGAGACAGGAAAUGUCGUUUCAACGUACGAAAUUAUUCGCGCUUAGCGUCCUUAAUAUAAUCUUUACAGUACAUAUGGGGCUAC
Messenger RNA from Cydia pomonella (codling moth), 1800 nucleotides. Its product is annotated as protein FAM76A. Lineage: Eukaryota; Metazoa; Arthropoda; Insecta; Lepidoptera; Tortricidae. The transcript has 8 exons. The record is from RefSeq and is a predicted model, not a curated record. Bases 154 to 1125 code for a protein of 323 amino acids.